AUGCAAAUUAUGGAACUAUUAUCCCAUAUUGGAAUUUAUCCAUCAACUCUGAACUUAACUUUAACAAAUAAAUUUAAAGGUUUUUUAUUAAUUUGGGUGUUUAUUAAAUUUAUCUUGGUUAAUGGCUGGGUUAAUCUACAUUUAUUUUUAUGGAAUUGGGUUUCAAAUUGGAUUGGUUUCAAAUGGGUUAUAACAAUCACAUAUAAUAUUAAAUUAAUUAUAUCACUGUGGUUUUGGCAAUCAUUAAUUUAUUUAAUUAAUAAAAGAAAAAUUAAAAUUAUAAUUAGUGGAUUAGAUUUAAAUAAUGAUUUAGAAAAAUUGAAAAUAUUAAAUGAAUCAAAUUGUUUAUGUUUAAGUAAUCAUAGAUCAUUAUUUGAUUUUAUAUUAAUUUAUUAUAUCAAGACUUUAGUUGCCAAAAAAUCAAAUCAUGCUGCCAAUAAUGGUAAUACAACAUUAGAUUCAAUUGAUUUAAAUUUUAUAAAUUGGAAUUCUAUAUGGAGAAUUCCUUCUUUACAUACAAUUUGGAAUUUUUUAACAAAUGAUGAAAAUUGGGUUAUACAACCAAAUCAAUUAGAAUUACAAUUGAACCAAAUUAUAAAUCAGAAUAAUGAAUUAACUGAUUUAAAAUCAAAUUGGUUUAUUCAUUUCCCCGAAGUUAAUAUUAUAAAUGAUUAUUCACUUGCUUUACAAAAUCAACAACUGGAUCAAUAUUUAAUUCCAAAAUUAAAUGAAACUUUAUAUCCAAGAUUUAAAAAUUUUAAUAAUAUAGUAUCCACUAUAACCAAGAUUAAUAACAACACAGCUUCAAGUUCAUCAAAUCAAUUUAAAAAUUUAAUUGAUUUUUCAAUAGUUUACUACAAUCCUUUACAAAAUAAUUUUAAAAAUCCAAAUUUAUUUGAAAUAUUAACUUUAAAACAACCUUUCUUUAUUAUAAAUAUUGAUAUUAAAUUUAAAUUAAUAUCAAAAUUACCCUUAAGGGAGAAAAAAUUAGAAAAAUGGCUUGAACAUCUUUGGUUAGAAAAAGAUAAAACUAUUGAAAUGAUGCAAAAACAAUUGAAAAUUAAUGAAUAA
Molecule: messenger RNA, 1071 nt
Organism: Hansenula ciferrii
Lineage: Eukaryota; Fungi; Ascomycota; Saccharomycetes; Phaffomycetales; Wickerhamomycetaceae
Gene: MUM3
Product: Mum3p
Exons: 1
Coding region: 1-1071 (356 amino acids)
Cellular component (GO): endomembrane system
Molecular function (GO): acyltransferase activity
Source: RefSeq, a predicted model, not a curated record